Molecule: messenger RNA, 2069 nt
Organism: Perca fluviatilis (European perch)
Lineage: Eukaryota; Metazoa; Chordata; Actinopteri; Perciformes; Percidae
Gene: dnajb6b
Product: DnaJ heat shock protein family (Hsp40) member B6b
Exons: 10
Coding region: 190-1386 (398 amino acids)
Biological process (GO): protein refolding; positive regulation of proteasomal ubiquitin-dependent protein catabolic process
Cellular component (GO): cytosol; endoplasmic reticulum membrane
Molecular function (GO): Hsp70 protein binding; ATPase activator activity
Source: RefSeq, a predicted model, not a curated record
AGCAGCAGCAUAGUGGGUUAGUCGAUAUCAGUAGCUAGCUACUCCUCCAACAGCCACCAGCGGCUGCAGUUACCUACAGAUUCUUCACUCAGGCAGGCGAAGACAGGGAAAUAGCGACAAAAGAGAGGCCCUUUGAGCGGACACUUCCUUUAAACAGAGGCCUUGAGGACCCUCACACAGGACUGAGCCAUGCUGGAAUACUACCAGACAUUAGGAGUCCAGAAAAAUGCAACGCAAGAGGACAUCAAAAAAGCUUACAGAAAAUUGGCACUGAAGUGGCAUCCAGACAAGAACCCAGACAACAAAGAGGAAGCAGAGAAAAGGUUCAAAGAGCUGUCAGAGGCAUAUGAAGUGCUCUCAGAUGAAAACAAGAGGAGUACUUAUGACAGAUAUGGCAAAGAUGGCCUUUCAGCAGGAGGAGGAGGAGGAGGAGGAGGAGGCCAUUAUGAUCACUAUGGCGGCGGUGGCUUCACAUUCCGUAAUCCCGAUGACGUUUUCAGGGAAUUCUUUGGCGGCAGAGAUCCAUUUGCAGAUUUUUUUGCUGAUGACCCCUUUGACGAUUUCUUCGGAGGUAGUCGCAGUCAUCAGAGAUCCACAAGCCGAGGCAGGAUGGGGGGAUCGCUCUUUGGUUUUGGGAGCUUCCCAGCAUUUGGACCUGGCCUCACAGGGUUUGAUUCAGGUUUUAGCUCAUUUGGAAACAUGGGUGGAGGAGGAUUUACUUCCUUCUCUUCUUCAUCUUUUGGUGGCGGCGGUGGGGGAGGAGGAGGAGGAGUGGGUAACUUCAGAUCUGUGUCGACCUCCACCAAAUUCAUCAACGGCAGAAAAAUUACUACAAAAAGGAUCGUGGAGAAUGGCCAAGAGCGGGUAGAAGUGGAGGAGGACGGUCAGUUAAAAUCUCUAACAGUUAAUGACGUUGCAGGCGAAGAUCCCUUGGAGGAAGAGUUUCGUUGCCGCAGACAGAACGCACUUCCUGGCCUUGGCCUGCACCAGCGUUACCUAAGGAACUCCGCUCAAAACCCCUCGGAGGAAGAGGAGGAGCAUGGCUUACAGAGCCUGGGACUAACGAGAGGACACAUGGACACGAAGAGGAAGAAACUGUGGCUAAAGGAGGCAGAGUCCAAAAGAAAAGGGCACCCCGACACUUCGCCUGUUGUGGACUUGGUGCCUUUUAUUAAUCACCAACAGGCACAGACACAACACACAACACACAUGCGCACACACACACACACACACACACACACACACACACACACACACACACACACACACACACACACACACACAAACACACACACACACACACACACAGAAGUGCAAUCAAUGUGUAUCAUCAUAUGUGACAUUAGUAUUAGUACUUCAAUGUUUUGUUUUGUCCAACAUUUUUAGUAGUUAAGCUUUUGCUGUAUGUAUUGUGGGUGGGCUCUGUGGAUGUACAGUGGGCAUUCAGAACUUAAAUUAAUCUCCUAUGAUUGGACUUUUUACAGCACACAUUUUCAGAAAGUGUGUUUGACAGAGUUCAGGUGCAAAGAUAAUUAGUUUAUGAUGAGCAUGAAAAUGACUGCAGUAAUACUGUGUAGCAUGUGAGAAUAAGUGAAGGUCAAGCUAUUCAGUGGAUCCUUUCUCAAUAGAGACAAGGAGAGAGAGAGGGACAUCUGGGGAAUGUGAGAGUACUCUAAAGCAGAAUGAAAGCACUGAAGAGUGAGUUUUAUUACAGAAAGAAAUUAACAUUUUCUGCUCACUCCUCCAUCACACAUGAAAACUGACAAUCAACACUCUGGCAGCAACAUUAUCCACUCUUUUACCACUACUCCCACAGGGUGAAAAAUAGCUAUUAAACCCUUUCAAAGUUAUUUUCUUUUUUUGUAGGAUUCUUUUUACUGAGUGGAUUCAGCAAUGUGUUAACCUUUCGUGGGUGUUUUUGUAAAGUAUUUCUAACACAAAAUAAGAUUUCUCUCAUCUAAAUUUGUCCUUGACAGGUUGUUCUCUUGAUUACUGUGAGUGGAAAUGUAGAAAUGUCUGAAAAAUGUUCAUUUUUUAUGGACUCCUACCAAUAAAUGCUUAAAGAACAA